UUGACAUGAAAUUUGAAAGGAUCCAACGUUAUGAAAAUCGUUUGUAGGACCCUCUUUUUUUAAUUUAUUUAUUUUCUCUUCUAUGUAUCUCUCUCGUGUAUAAGAAGCGCCACAAGCACAAGGAGCGUUUUGUUUUAUUUUCUCUUCUACGACUUUACAUAAAAUAUACUAUUCCUCACACUAUUCUACCUUACUUUUCCUUUUUUUUUUCUUUUGUUCAUUUAAUUCGAAUAUGUUUCUCUAUUUAAAUCAACUCAUUAUUCAUAUAACGUCAAAGAAAGUUCAUAUUCAAAAGAAGAAAAAAGCUAUGGAAUGUGAAAGUGAUGAUCAAGAACGGUUCUGUGCGACUCCUAAGCUUCCUCUCUUCUCGAUUCCGUUAAACAGAACAUCUUGCGAGACUCCUGGCCUAGCGACGCCGCCUGUAAACAUCGCCGGAUCAGUCCCGUUUAUAUGGGAGGAAGCUCCGGGAAAGCCACGCGUUUCCGAUGAGAACAAACCGCCGGCGUCCAAGCAGAACGCCGUGCGAUGCCUUGAGCUUCCUCCGCGGCUUAUUUCGCAAGCCGCCGUGAAUGAGCCAUCUCCGACCACAGUUCUUGAUGGUCCUUACGCUGUACCACGCCGGUCUUUGUCGUUGACAAGGAGAAGCGAGAAAGACACUGAGUGUAGAUUCGACUUUUCACGUUCCACGAACAGUCGCUGCUGCGACGGCGGCGACACAACGGUGAAGAUCAGUAGAGUUAGAAGAAAAGGAAGUCUUCUGAAUCUUUCUCAUUCCAAAUCGCAGUUCUUGGCAAGGGUUUACAGAGGGUUUAAGCAAGUCAUUCCAUGGAGACGUAGGCAAGAUAAUCUUCCAAGGAUGAGUUCUUCCAACGUCUAAUAAGAUUUCUCCAGUUUCUUUAUAAUUCUUCAGUUAAUAGACUAAUAUUCCUCUGUGUAUACCACAUAAUUUACAGACAUGAAAAAAGUAAUUACAGUUUUAACUUUCACUAAAUGUAGUAAUUAAUAUAGUCAAAUUAUGACACAUGCUGGUGGGGGAGAGCUAAGACAAUGCCUCGGACGUUGACAGACUCAAUAUGUUUUCUCUCUUUCGCACAUCAAACUUGUUCAUGUUUAUAAUAUCGUCUUUAUGUUUCCUUAAAUAGUUCACUAUACAUGUACACAUUAACAGUUUUGUUUUCUCUCUUCCAUGUCAAAGUAGUAUACUCUCUUCUUCUGUA
This is a messenger RNA of Brassica napus (rape), 1217 nucleotides long. RefSeq lists its product as uncharacterized. Bases 233 to 877 code for a protein of 214 amino acids. NCBI's taxonomy places the organism in Eukaryota, Viridiplantae, Streptophyta, Magnoliopsida, Brassicales, Brassicaceae. The transcript is spliced from 2 exons. The record is from RefSeq and is a predicted model, not a curated record.